GAGUAAUUUCUAACUUCUAAAAAAUAAAUAAAGAAAAAAAACCUGAUUUAAGUGGGAUUGGGCGAUUGACCUUCUAAUCUUUAUUGAUUUUGGUUGUAUCUUUACCCCCUAGAAGUUGCUGUGGUGGCUUCUUUUUGCUGAGGUCGGAAGUCCGUCGGUCCGUCCAGAGAGGGAGAGGCUACCGAUCGACUGUAAGGAUCGAAGAAGCUAAUCGGCUAUCGCCAGAUCCGGAGAUGUGUGGAUGAAUAGAUGGACUGCUGGUUUGGCCGUUUGGGUAUUAGCAUUAGAUCCCUAAUUCCGUACGUAGAAAGAGAUGCAUUUGUCGCGAGAAUGGGAAGAAGAAGCGAUGCAGAGAAUGAGACGAAGAAGAAGCCGCGGAAAUGUGAAGUGAGAGCCGAAUUCCACCUCCUCCGCCACUCCUCUGCUAUCCCCGACACCUCCGACCUCUGCCUCUCCCUCCGUCUCCUCAGCCGAUUUCAAAUUCUUGGACUAGUUUCAGAAAACGACGGCAUUUUGGACAGGAUCGGAGGUUUGGUGACCAAUCGCGCGGAAUUGUUGAUGAUGCCGGAGAGUCGUGAGGAUUCGGUCGCCCACGAGGUGUUUGAGAAAAUCAAAGAAGGCGCCAGAGCUAUGGCAGCUGCAAGGAGGAUGCUACUAAAUUCGGAGUCGCCUUUGGCUGGAGCCUGCAAUUUAGAGGAGGCUGUGCUUUGCUUGGUGCUAACUAACGCCGUGGAGGUGCAGGACAGUGCAGGGUGCAGCGUUGGAGUAGCUGUUUAUGGUCAGAGCUUCUCUUGGAUCAACCAUGGCUGCUCUCCCAAUUGUUCUUACAGGUCUUCAACAAUUCCUGGCACCAUCUCCGCUAUGCCUUGGCGUAUGCAUCCGAAGUACACAGAUGGUGAUGGUGGAAAUGGAAGUGAACCUAUCAACACACGCCCUAGUCUCGAAUUCUUAUCAUCACCGGGAACUGGGGAAGAAUGUGGCCCGAGAUUGAUUGUUCGCAGCAUAAAGGAUAUCAAGAAAGGAGAAGAGGUGCUUAUAACCUACACAGACUUGUUACAGCCUAAGGGGAUGAGACAAUCUGAGCUGUGGUUAAAGUACCGAUUCCGUUGCUGUUGUGAUAGAUGUAAUGCUAAGACAUAUGUGGAUCAUAUUUUGGAGGAACUUUCUUUUAAGAAUCUUGAAUGUUCAUCUUUGACCACUAGUGGCAAGUUUAAUUGGGAUUUUACCAUGGAGAAGUUGGUUGAAUGGUUCGAUGAUGCGGUAGACGAUUUUCUGACAUCCAACAACCCCAUAUCAUGUUCUUCAAAGCUCGAGAACUUGCUUACUUAUGGCCAUCUUGUAGAAGAUAAAUGUCAUUUGCUCAAGCUUCAUCCCUUUCACCAUCUUUCUUUAAAUGCCUACACUGUUCUUGCCUCGGCCUAUAAAGCCUUGGCAAGUGAGCCUUUGCCUUCUAAUCAUGGGAAUGAUAUGUGCCGACUCAAGUCUCUCGGUUUUAGCAAGGCCAGUGCUGGCUACUCCUUGUUGCUCGCAGGUUCAGCUCACCAUUUGUUCCUCUUUGAGCCUUCUCUUAUAGUCUCUGCUGCUACAUUUUGGACAGCUGCUGGCGAGGCCUUGCUAAGCCUUGUUACAGAACAUGUCCCAUUCUCAAGCCAAAGUUGUGACAAAUGCACGACGCUUCACAAACGAGAUUUGAACUUUGAACUCCAAGAAAUGACCCAGCAGUUCAUGAACUGCAUCACAGAUUAUAUACCAAAAGUGUGGCAUAUUCUCGCGGAGGAGGGCCCAUUUUUGAAGCUAGUCAAGGACCCCAUCGACUUCAAAUGGAUUGGAAGCACCGAGUUCUCAGUAUUGGAUCCACCUGUCCAUGUUGCUGACAGCUCUGAAUUGAAGUCCAGUGCAGAAACUGAAGGUGUGGAUCUUAAUCAUGGAAGAGAAUGUCUGUUUCAAGUUGGUUUACAUUGCUCAUUAUAUGGAUCAUUUUUGUCAAGUGUAUGCUCCGCUAGCUAAUUAAAGAUCACUGGCAGCAGUUUGGCAUUCAAGAAGCAGACGGUGGUGCUCCGGGAACGGGUGCAGGUGGGCCACAGUAGUGGCGGAGGAUGUCGGCCUCCUCGGCGGUGAAGCCAAUGGAAGUGAGCAUGGAAGGCCAGCAGCCGUACAUGAUGGUACGUAUGGACUUGCAACAGUCUUUCCCCAAAUACGCCUCCCCGUUGAAGAAGAAAAGUAUGAUCUCGUUUGUGCACGCCUUCAGCUCCACCAACGCGGCCCAGCACUGACCCGCCGCACCACCACCUCCGGCAUCUAGUCUUUCAGCAAUUCCGUAGCCUGCAGUGGCGGCCCAAUUCACAUCCGUCAUCGCCGGCCCCUCUGCCGCCGCUAAAAGAACCCACGGCAGUGCUGCUGCUAGUAUGAGUGGGAGUAGUAGCUUCAUAUCUUUUGUUUAGCAAUGAAAUGAAAAUCUCCAACUUCU
Molecule: messenger RNA, 2467 nt
Organism: Cuscuta campestris
Lineage: Eukaryota; Viridiplantae; Streptophyta; Magnoliopsida; Solanales; Convolvulaceae
Source: the annotation of a GenBank genome assembly